Cephus cinctus (wheat stem sawfly) is the source of this 852-nucleotide messenger RNA. RefSeq names its product BET1 homolog (gene Bet1). Gene Ontology annotation, biological process: vesicle fusion with Golgi apparatus; endoplasmic reticulum to Golgi vesicle-mediated transport. The transcript has 4 exons. Gene Ontology annotation, cellular component: Golgi trans cisterna; SNARE complex. Bases 214 to 561 code for a protein of 115 amino acids. Lineage: Eukaryota; Metazoa; Arthropoda; Insecta; Hymenoptera; Cephidae. The record is from RefSeq and is a predicted model, not a curated record. Gene Ontology annotation, molecular function: SNAP receptor activity.
GCUAUUAUUUCAAAUAAUUCUAUUUAAACAAUUAGAACUUGUGAUUCAUUUAAAGAGUGUUGUACACUUGAUUAGUUGUCCGUAUAAGCGAAUUAAUUCAGUGUAAAGUUCCUUGAUAAUUCAUAAGAAUACCAGAAGCACUCUGUCACUCAACUCACUUAAUGAGCAUCACUUAACACCAAGGACUAUUUAAUCUAAAAAAUUACACAAAAAAUGCGACGUUCUCAUUCUGGUGAGAGGGCUGGCUAUGGUUACGAGCCAUUGCCCACUACUUCCCAUGAUGGCCUGGACCAGGAAAAUGAAAGGAUGGCUGACGAGCUGAAAGAUAAAAUUCAUGCAUUAAAAUCUCUUUCAAUUGAUAUUGGAACAGAAGUCAAGUAUCAGGAUAAAAUGUUGCGUGGAAUGGAUGAAGAUUUUGAGAGAACCAGUGGAUCAUUAACUUCAUCUGUUGCAAGAGUGAUUCGAAUGGCGAAAGCUGGUCAUAAUUAUUAUAUUCUAUAUUUACUUUUGUUUUCCAUAGCUGUUUUCUUUAUACUAUGGAUUGUAUUGAAGUUAAAGUAAUUUCAAGUAUUUUCUAAGCUUACGUGAUUACUUCUUUUUAAAUUGUUUUACGUAUUAUAGAGGCAUAGAUUUGUAGGCAAGUGAAUUAUGAUGUGUGUAUGAUCUGCAAUUAUUAUAACGGAAUUUCUUCAAAGAUUACACAAGAUUUAUGCAAUUCCUUGUUAGGUUAAACUUAACGCUUUCAUAGAGGCAUUAAUAUGGCUUGUAGAUGACACAUAUAACAACUAUGGAAAUAAUUGCAUUUUAUGUGCAUCACAAAGGAUAUAAAUUAAAGAUUAUUUUGGAAUGGUA